UGUUCUUUAGCAGGGGCCCCUCCCCCGCCAAGUUCUCCGCGCUUGCCAUGGCGUGGAGCUUCGUGGCCUUGACGUGAAGGGUUCACCAUUGGCGUCGUCGAGAUGGCUGCCCCAGAGGAUGCUUUCCCACCUUUACCGCGCACCAAGCUGCAGCAGAGGAAGCCUGAGACUCCCAUCCUCCUGAAGGCGGCGCCCACGCGGCCGAACGAGCCGGUGGAAGCGGCGGAAGUGGAUGGCCCCUCGCAGGAAGCCAGCUUCGCGCCAGGCGAGUCCAGCACGGCUGCACCAGCGGCGGUGGUGGGGACCGCGACCGCACUGCCGGAGCUCGACGGCAUGGUGAUGUUGGCCUUGAAGAGUCCCAAGGAGCGGAGCUUCUUGCUGAAGCUCGAGAGCCAUAUCAUCAACAACCUCCAGAGUGGGACCAUCGAGCGCAUCAAGCUCACCACGCCCAUGCCUCCGAAGCAUCGGAAGUUGGUGCACAUGGUCUCCGACUACUUCGGUUUGCACAGGAUCGUGGACAAGGAAGAAGGUGAGGAGAAGAAGGCGACCAUGACUUUGUUGAAGAUGCCUCAGACACGCAUUCCCGCACGAAGUCUCUCUGUGAUUUGCACUGAGCUCGACGACGAGGACCGGCCGCCUGCGCCGGUGCAGCCGGUGCUGCAGGUGCAGCGGAAAGUCGCUGAAGGCGCCGUGGAGGAAGGCGCAAGUGAAGCGCAGGCGCCGCCACAGGUCGAGGAGCCGAGCCGUUCAAAGCCCUCCUGGGCGGAGGUCGCUGCCAAGCUGG
This is a messenger RNA of Durusdinium trenchii, 784 nucleotides long. Lineage: Eukaryota; Dinophyceae; Suessiales; Symbiodiniaceae. The record is from the annotation of a GenBank genome assembly.